UUAAUAUUAGUCAUUCGAAGCGUUGCCCACGGAAAAGCCAACCACGCAAAACAUAUGAAAAUCGCAUCUAAAAAGUCUCAUCUCUUGAAAGGACCUCUAAAAGAAAGAAUAGAAAGUCUAGGGACUACAACAGCAGGAGAAAUUAUUCUUCAUCUUUACAAAUAAAACAUUAUCGUCAGGCUAGGCUGACUAUUAAAUACCCUACACCACAUUGUCUAACACAAGCUUAUAUUUGCCAUAGAACAGGAUAAUUACACCCUGUUUUUAUAUGAACUUACUGUAUAUUAAAAACUACAAUCCUUGAAAAUAAAGACUUACUUUUCGUAAGAAUGGAUGUGUCCACGAGCUUCAAAAAUUGAGAUUCGUGUUCAACAUAGUUAAUUUUUUAUCACGGAUCAAUUUUCAUCAUAAUAUAAGACUUUUCUGUCCUAAAAAACCAAAAAUUUUAAUGAAAAUAUAUAGGAUAGAAUUAAAAAAAUUGGCCGAUAUGGUCCAAGUUUGUUGCAGUUCACUUUUUCUAUCGCAAAUUGCUUUUAUGACAUGAUUUACAUCAUAAAGCAAUGAAACUCAUACUUUCUUGUCAUAUGAACUUCAGUUUUCGUUAUAAGAGGGGCGGUUUAAAAAAUUGCCCGAGCCGGUCCAAUAUUUUUACGCCAAUUUAGAUUGCCGUAAUGUUAUUCCGUAACCACUUUUGUCAAGAAAUAUUGAAAAUUGCAAUUUUUUCCGCAUAAAGACUUCCCAGAAUAGAACGUUUUAUGGGAAGUGGUCGAAGAAGCGAACCAAUCCGAACAGCGUUCGCCCUUUGGUCAAAACGCGUCACUGUACCAAAUUUUCUAGCUUGAACACAAACUUAAAUGAACGUACGGACAGACAAGCUUAGAUUAAGUCAGAUUAUGUUUCUGAAACGAUCGGUCAAACAAAAGGUGGCUCUAUCUUAAGCCCUCAUACAUCCGCACUAACUUUAAAAAUUUAAAUUAAAUUUAGUUUGUAAUAUAAAUUUAAUUUGCGAUGAUUUUACUUAUAGACACCAAUAUUUCACGUAAAGGCGAAAUCAGCUGUCGUGGCAACAUUAGUAGGCAAUGAUAAGGUAUUCAGUGUAGUUUAUGUCAAAUCUUUUACUUUCUUUUUUUAUACAAGUGUUAAGAAUUUGGAAAAUUUUUACGAAAAGAUUAAAAAAUUUUAAAUGCCGGGUAAUUCUCCAGGAGCUCGUAAGAAUGAAAACGUGACAGCACAUGUUUGGUGGCGUUCAAUAUUGCGUCGUUGUCAACGAUCAGAAACAGCAACAACAACAGAAACAAAAACUUGAAAAGCCUCUACCGAAAAUCGCAAAUCUCGAGUGUCUGCUAGUAUCGGACACGACAAGUGAAUGUGCUCCGCUACAUUUGCAAUAUGUACUCAGGUCUACCGAUUGCCAUCAGUUGUCGGCGGAUCUUUUUUUCUUGCUCGUCUAUACGGUGGCCUUAGAAUCGGGGUACAUGUGCGAAGCUGAUUACGAUCUUUGUAAAGGUUCCACCUUGCCUUCAUCUGCCAUCUCUUCGCUUUAUUUGAAGAAUGUGUUGCGCUUGAGCCGCUUAAAAUGUACAUUUACGGGUUCGAUGUGUCGUAUGCGUUAUGUCAUGAAACUACGCUUCAUCUUUGAUAGCCAGCAGGUAGUCACUAAGGAAACAUGCGCUUGA
Messenger RNA from Glossina fuscipes, 1676 nucleotides. RefSeq lists its product as uncharacterized. The record is from RefSeq and is a predicted model, not a curated record. The coding region runs from base 1233 to 1676 and encodes 147 amino acids. NCBI's taxonomy places the organism in Eukaryota, Metazoa, Arthropoda, Insecta, Diptera, Glossinidae. The transcript has a single exon.